Molecule: messenger RNA, 1065 nt
Organism: Zingiber officinale
Lineage: Eukaryota; Viridiplantae; Streptophyta; Magnoliopsida; Zingiberales; Zingiberaceae
Product: probable WRKY transcription factor 62
Exons: 3
Coding region: 50-928 (292 amino acids)
Biological process (GO): regulation of DNA-templated transcription
Molecular function (GO): DNA-binding transcription factor activity; sequence-specific DNA binding
Source: RefSeq, a predicted model, not a curated record
AGGAUCUCAAAUUCCACUUAAAGAUUGAGUUGGAGGAGGAGUGAUUGAUAUGGGCAGUGGCGAGGAGCACUGGACGGUGAUCCAAGACAUCAGUCGAGCUCAGGAGCUGACGGGCCAGCUUCAGGCCGUGCUGCUGCCGUUGCUUCCAGACGCCGGCGGCUGGUCGGAGUUGGCAAGAGACCACAUGAGGGAGAUGAUCAGAUGCUACGCCUCCGCCCUCGACAGGCUCAGGACUUGCGGCUCUCCGGAGUCUCAGUUCGACAUCGACGCCUAUAAGAACGAUCGGAGUCGGAGCUCCGACGAGAAGUGUAGGAAGAAGCAGCUGAAGCUGGAGGGUGGCUAUAAAAGCUGGCCCCCUAGAGAUACCAAAAGAAGGUUUAAACAGGAUGAUUCUUAUUCGAUAGUUACAUCAAUCCCCUAUGAAGAUGGACAUCAAUGGAGGAAAUAUGGGCAGAAACCCAUCCAAGGCUCCAAACAUCAAAGGAGCUACUUCAGAUGCACAUAUAGCAAAGAACAAGGUUGCCGUGCAAGGAAGACGGUGCAACAAGAAGAUACUAAUGUGUAUCCCCCAAAGUAUCGAGUAGUUUAUGCGAUGUCGCACACCUGCAGUUGUAGCAGUACUUCAGUGAUCAGCUUGCCCAUCUUUGUGUUGGAUUCAGUACUUCCCAACAAUAACUCGCUACCUCUUCUUGAUACCUCUUCCGACAUCAAUAAUAUUGUCCAGCACCAGCAACAUGCAGGUGACCUUUGUGUUCCUCCUAAAAGCGAACUUGUGGGGGGGAUCAUGCAUCCUUCAACCUCCGAAGCGAUAACAGAUGACGAAACAAAUGCAGAUGCAGAUGCGAUGGUGUUGAAAUUACUGAUAUCACCUGAAUUGGAUGCAUUUUAUGAGGCAAUUAUGGAUAACAUACAUGCUUCAGGAGGAUGACAAGAAGCAAGUUUAAUUUUCAAGUUAAUUAUUCAAAGGGCAAGUCUAGUCACCUCAUAAAAAUGAGUGCUAUGUGUGUACACUAUGUUAAAAUUAGUAAUAGACUUCAGAUAUUAUCAAAAGUAAUAGGAGAUAAU